GGCAUCAAGGACAGCUUGGGCAGGGGUAAAGAAUAUGAGUUUCACAACCCAACCCCAGUUCCUAUGAACCUGGAGAAAAAAAUCAGUGAAGCAAAAGCAAGACACGAGUCCAUCAUAGAAAGCCUGAAGGAAUUAAUAGAACCUAUGACCCUGGACUCCACUUCAGCUGACCCAAACCUCACCUUUUCUCAGGAUCUAAAGAAAGCAAGCUUGUAUGUCAUCGACGGCACAUCGAAUACGCAGGCAAAACCUCGACAAUUCUAUCCUUUUCACUGUGUGAGGGGCUCCCCAGGCCUCUCCUCUGGUCGUGGGGUGUGGCAGGUGAAAAUACAGGGACACCCUGAAAAAGUUGGUAUAGUGGGCGUGGUUGCCGACUUGCCUCGGGGGUCCCAGAUUCAGAACUCUGAGCCAUGCUGCUUGUGGGCAUUGCGGAUCUCGUCCUCUGGAUGUCAGCCAAUCACCAACUGCAGUAUCCAGGAGAAUCUCUCAAUCUGUCUUAGGAAAGUGGGCGUCUAUGUGGAUUAUGAUCGUGGAGAUAUCGUCUUCUAUGAUGCCAUCACUAACAAACACAUCUACACCUUCCAAGCUUCAUUUGACAGACAGGUCUUCCCCCUUUUUGGGCUCCUAAAUGCCCGCAGCUCUAUCAUCCUUGAGCCCCUAGGGCUGCACUCCUAA
Alexandromys fortis (reed vole) is the source of this 675-nucleotide messenger RNA. RefSeq names its product E3 ubiquitin-protein ligase TRIM31-like. Lineage: Eukaryota; Metazoa; Chordata; Mammalia; Rodentia; Cricetidae. The transcript has 3 exons. Gene Ontology annotation, biological process: innate immune response; host-mediated suppression of symbiont invasion; protein ubiquitination. Gene Ontology annotation, cellular component: cytoplasm. Gene Ontology annotation, molecular function: protein binding; ubiquitin protein ligase activity. The annotation marks the transcript as partial. The record is from RefSeq and is a predicted model, not a curated record.